GCCGAGUGCCGAUCGAGAUAUCUUUUCUUUCUCAAUUUUAACAUGCAUAAAAAUCAAUACUUCCAAUAGACCAAUACAAUACAUUUAUGUAAAUUUAUUUUGUACAAUUGUUAUUUGAAUAUUCAUAUGAAUAUUAUGGAUAAACAUCAAACGGGAUAUUAUAUUGUAACGCUUCAUAUCUCGGGAAAUCAACGAGUGAAGUCCGGUUAUAGUAAUUUAACCCAUUAAUUUGUAUUUAAGACACAAUGAGAAACGAGAGUAAUGUCUUACUUUGUGCAGUGUUUUACAUGUUAGUUUCAUAAAUAAGACACUUGGCGAACACCAUGAGGUUUCACAGACGAUGCGGUGACAGGGUUACACUCUUGCAUGAUAAUACAACUGCAGUGAGAAAUUUCGUAGAAUUCAAUCAUGGUCUAAUUUUAAGUGCGGAGCCUAUAUGUGAUGAUGUUAUAUUCGAAGUUUGCAUCGAUAGAAAGGUCAAUGUGUGGAAUGGCAGUUUGGAGAUUGGGGUCACAACCCUGGACCCUGAAUACAUGGAAUUACCAGCGACAGCCACCAAGCUUCGAAAUACAGCCUGGAUAAUGUCUGGCAGUUCAAUAGUUAAAGAUGGUGUAACUCUUAUUAAUUCAUAUGGCCCGGAACUUGAUACUCUUCAUGAAGGUGACUGCUUGGGAGUCAUGAGGACGAACAAGGGUGAAUUAAUGUUCUACGUGAACGGACGGUGCCUGGGCGUGGCGGCGCAGGACAUGCCGUCGCGUCUGUUCGCCGUCAUCGACCUGUACGGCCAGUGCGUGCAAGUGUCCAUCAUGCAUGCGAACAGCAUGCGGACCAUUAUGGAGAACAGCCUAGAUCAGAUUGAAGAGGAUCCGAACAACGAUGACACACUGACUUCUAGUGAGAUGGAAACAUCAGUGAAUCCAGAAACUUCUCAGCCGAAGCCCUGCAUAGAGAUCUAUGUGCCUAUGGACGCGGAGGGUGCUUGUGCGCUCGUUGCACAAGACCGGCUCCGAUUUCAUCCAAGAUGCGGAAUAUUAGUGAAAUUAUCAUCGAACAAUAAGUCGGCGGAACGGGCCCGGCCGUUGGACGACUAUAACAAUGGGGUGGUGAUGACUCACAGGCCGCUCUAUGAUAAUGAACUCUUCGAGAUACGAAUAGACCGACUCGUGGACAAGUGGAGCGGCAGUAUAGAGGUGGGGGUAACAACCCACAACCCGGCGACCAUCCGCUUCCCCUCCACCAUGACCAACAUGGACACCGGCACCAUCAUGAUGUCCGGCUGCAAGGUGCUGCUGAACGGCCACGGCACUUGUAUGGAGUAUGGGAACUUCAAUCUGGACGAAUUGAGGGAAGGGGACACGGUGGGCAUGAUGCGCAAAUCUUCGGGGAAGCUACACUAUUUCAUAAACGGCAUCGAUCAGGGUGUAGCCACUGACAAGGUGGACCCGCAGGUGUGGGGCGUCGUCGACCUCUACGGGAUGACUGUUAAGGUGUCAAUAGUGGAUCCCUGUGAAGAGCCCGACACCAACGUGAUAGACAUGCCAAGUGUGUCCAACCUCCCCGAGCUGCCUGCACCUGCUAGCACUAGCAGGUUCAGGCCACAGAUAGACGAAGACAGUCUUUUAUUUCAUUCGCUGCGUGAUUCGUAUGUUAUUAUUAUUAACGAUGGUAAGACUGCUCAUCGGCCUAACGCUUUCGAAUUCUUCAACAACGGAAUAGUGAUGACGAAUCGAACGUUGAGGACCAAUGAGCUGUUCCAAGUGAGACUCGACCUGGUCAUACCCAAGUGGGCCGGCAGUAUCGAGAUAGGGGUCACGCAGUAUUCCGCGAAUGAUAUAAAGAUACCGUUUAAAAUGAGUCACGCUAAAUCAGGCACUUGGGUCAUGGCCGGCGAAGACAUAAUACGAGAUGGAAGCAUCAUCAUACCGAAAUAUGUGAGGAACCUCAACAGAUUAUCGGAAGGCGAUACAGUGGGGGUAAUGCGCAAAGAUAUGGGCAUACUCCACUUUUUUGUCAAUGGAAUCGAUCAGGGUCCAGCGGCUUUCAACAUUCCGGAACAUGUUUUUGGUGUUGUCGAUCUACACGGUCGCGUGGCGCAAGCUACGAUCGUGGAUACGUACAUGCCGCAAACGACGUUCUCACCGGAGUCUCCUAAUUCCAUCGAAUCAGCUACAACCGUAUACCCGGAGAUGUGCUUCCACCGGGUGCACGGGCACAACGCGCGGCUGAGCCGCACGCGGCUCACGGCGUCGCGCACGGCGGUCUACUCGGAGUUCAACGACGCGGUGCUGUUCAGCUCCCGGCCGCUGCGGGAGUGCGACAUGUUCGAGCUGAGGAUCGACUCCAUGGUCGACUGCUGGAUCGGCAGCUUGGAGAUCGGUGUAACAGCAAUCCGGCCGGACGACCUCGAGGACUGCGGGCUGGCCGGCACCGCCACGGACCUAAACUACGACACGUACAUACUCAGCGGCUCCGCCAUGAUGAAGGACGGCGAGUGCGUGCGCAGCGGGUACGCGCUGGACCUGGACACGCUCACCGUGGGCAGUCGAGUCGGUGUGAUGUGGCAUGCGGAUAGGAGUCUCCAUUACUACUUGGACGGCAUGGACAUGGGGAAGGCGUGGUUUGUCCCGCAUCUGAAUAUUUACGCUGUUGUCGAUCUAUAUGGACAAUGUACACAGGUGACCAUCCUGCAGAACGAAGAGCGAACGUUCAACUACAAUGGCUGUCCACUGGCAGAUAACCCGUUUAUUGGUCUACCGAGGAUUUUGGCAACACCGCCGCCCCCAUAUUGGAGUUUCUCAGAAUAUUGUGGGGACAAUAUACGGCUCUCUCACGAGUACUCUAUAGCCAGACGCAUGACCAUGGACCCUACCGGCGCGCUCGUAUUCAGCUCUGGACACUUGGCCGUGGGAGAGAUAUUUGAGAUAAAGAUAACGCACUGCCAAGACACGUACGCGGGCGGGUUCCGUAUGGGUGUGACCGAUAUAAACAUAUUGAACGCUCACGUCAACAGGAGUCUGCCGCCGUCCAUCAUCUAUCUACCGCACUACACGGCGUAUAUCGAUGGUAGGUACAUGAAGUACACGAAAGCCGGCAGCCGCGAGCACGAUUGGCGCGCGAUAUCGCCCUCCUUCGAGUGGCUGAGGCCCGGGGACCGGGUGGGCCUGAAGAAGACCGUGGACGGACGCGUCGUGGUCUACUACAACUGCGAGCCAAUGGACACGGCGUUCGAACGGGUGCCCGACAAAGUUUACGUAGUCAUGGAGUUGUACGGAUGCGUGUACAAGAUACAAUCUGUGAAGAGAGAUAACGUAGUGGUGUUGCCACAGACAAUACCGAACGACACGUCGCUGUACAUAAAGCCGACCACCGAGGUGGAGCCGGACAACGCGUGCGAGAGCUCCAGCGAGACGGACGCGAGCGUGUCCGCGGCGAGCGUGCUGCCCGCGGAGCGCCGCCGCCGCUCGCCGCUGCCCUACACCUUCCACUACGUGCACGGCGCCAACAUACGCCUCUGCAGCUCCGAUACGGUAGCUGUACGCACUUCGGGGUAUCAAGAUGCGAUCGCAAUAGUCAGCCAGCCGCUGAGAAGGGGGCACAGUUUUAGAUUCCGCGUGGACAAAGUGGACGAAGAGUGGCAGGGCAGCGUCGCCAUUGGAGCAAUAGCGAUACUGCCGUCGGAGAGCGUGCCGCAGUGCGCGAUGCGGCUCGACCCGGCGGCUUGGGUGCUGAACAGUGAGCUGCUGUACGAUGGGACCUAUCUGAGCACACCGAUGGCGGUCGAGCUAGAAGACGUGAACGAGCAGUCGGUGCUGACGCUGCACUUCCGCUUCAACAGCGACCUGGUGGUGGACCUCGACGGGCGCGUGCUCGGCAUCAUCGGCUCCGUGUCCAGGCUGCACAGCCAUGUAUACCCGCUCGUCGACUUGUACGGGAAAGUGUGUCAGGUGUCGGUUCUGCUGCAUCCGUACUCUAUAACCAGUGGAACAUCACUCGACUUGCCAAUAAUCGCCGAAAAUAGAAGAGAGGAAACCUUAGCCGAACUUGAACUUGAACAAGAGAAUACAGAAUUGAGAUUCCAAAGAAGAAAUCGAGCACAUAGCCAGAACAAUUUGAUAGAAGAUUUUGAAUCCCCACAACCUGGCUCUAGCCUCGAAGUAGAUCUACCAGACAACGAAGCCAGAAUGGAAACAGUGCACAAUAGAGUCAUGCACCAGAGUCUUAUCCUACCAACAGUAGAUAACAAGGACCUGGAAUAUAGAUGCGUCCAGAAAAGCCACUCCACGCACAACUUCACCACAAACGAAUAUGAUCUUCUUGACCUCCGCCGAGCUUUCCCUCAAAGUAGCGAAGACAGAUUCUGCGACACGAACAUACAGCACAACGACCGAUACCCAGAAGCCAGUGAAUUGGAUCUAGACAAUGAGAUUAUGGACGCUUUGACGUUAGAAACUGGCAAUCUGCCUGACUUAACUGAAGAACAAUCGUCUUCUUUGGAUGAAUCGACGCGCCGUGACGACAGCUCAGAACCAUUGUCCGUGGAGAACUUGAACUAUUUAAAUCGCAUUCUGUGCCUCGAUCAGGAAAAUGAGAGCAGUCUCGAGGCGGAGUGGGAGGCAUCCGGCGAGGGCUGCGAACAUUUGCACCUGGUGCUGAAAUACUGGAACUUUUUGGUGUUGCCGUACCCGGAGUUGCGGCGCGCAGUUUCGUGGGGGCAAGUCAAGUGUUAUUGCACCAAUUGUGUGCCGGAUGCAGAGCCACCGUUUGCUGGCUGGGUGCGCAUCGAGCGCAUAGACGGCGUGGGCGCGGCGCGGCGCGGGUUCUGGCACGUGGCGCGCUCGACGCUGGGCGCGGCGCAGGGCGCGCGGGGGGCGCGCGCCGAGUGGGGCGGAGCCGCCGCGCGGGGGGCGGAGCGCCCGCGCUCGCUCGCCGCCGCGCUCUCCACCGCGCUCGCCGACAUAUGGAUGGACGAAGAAGGGAAACCGCAUCAAACUGUUUUAGCCAUAGAAAUAGAUAUUGAAGGCAACGAAGCAGAGAAAGACAGACUCCUCGCGUUCCUGAUCUACAUGAAGUCGCACGUGGUGUUCGUGGAGGACAACCCGCCGAGCCUGGACGAAUGACUGCCGACCAGCUGGCUGACCCCCGUCGCGUGCUGAGCCCACACGGUCGCAGGGGCCCGCUUGCGCUGGACACGGCCCCUGCUCCUUUGCGAUCUUUGAGUGUAGCGGUGCGUCGACCAGUAUAAGUGACCCCUGAGUUGUUGUUGCUAGUCAUAGAAGAGUUACAUUAGGGAUCUCAUUGGAUUGGUUCGGCGGCUAGCCUACUUGAUUUUUGGGACAUUUCAAAGAGUUAGCGUUGUUGUAAAGGUUAGUCGACCAGUCUCAAUGGUCCCGUGUUGUGGUGCGUUUGUUUUAAAGUAUAAGAGAUGAUGUUUGCGGCAGGGGUCAAGAUAUAUUGGUCGCCGUGCCUCGUAGAGCAUUGUGAUACGUAUAGGGGUUAAUAUAAACGGUCGGUCAACCAGCUGUUAUAUUAUGAUAGAGUAUUUGUAUAAGAAUGCUUUUGCAUGGAACUGUAUAGGAGUCGUUCUGGCUGACCUGUAUUUGCGUUUAUAUUAUUGCAGUACUUUGUAAUGGAGGUCAAGCUGGUUUAUUUGGGUCUUAAAGCUGGUAUUGGUACAAGCAAGGGUUCAAGUUAUGUUGGUUAUUAGACGUUAAGUGACGUUCACAAAUUAUAUCCUAGUCUAUUAAACUGAACGUUACUAUCGUUGAAUAGUAUCCUUUAUAAUGUUUUGAAAUGUAUGAUCAAUGUCAAUGGAGAAGCGAUUGUUACACUGAAUAGAAUGUACUAGAGAGUUGUAAUCUGAAAGCCUUCGCCAUUCUGUUUGCCUUUACCGUAAGAGAAGGAAUUAUUGUCUAUAAUAUAACAGUGUUUAAACUUAAGGUAUAUAAUGUAUUUUCCACGAACAAUUAAUGAGAAAAUGUAUUAUAACGGUCGAAUUGCGGUAAAGGUGCUGCGUUUAGGAAGGAAUUCUUGAAAACAGAAAUGUAUCUUGCAUCAAAUGAAGUAUAAGUCAGAGCCAAGAUUAACUAAUUUAAUCGGUUGGAUUGUGUAUAACGUAUGAAGAUACAGCUCGUUUAUGGGUGCUUUUAGAGUUGGAGAAAAUUGGUCGUUAUUGUAAUGUAGUAAGAUCGUAUUUUCUGAUUCGAUUAUAGGGGGUCGAGGUAUGAUGGCUGGGUCUUAAGAGAUACAGUACUCAUCAGUGAGGUUUCCAUGUGUCGAUAUAUCAACGGCAAAUUAUAAUGAAAUUACUGUGAACGGAAAA
Zerene cesonia (dogface butterfly) is the source of this 6319-nucleotide messenger RNA. RefSeq names its product neuralized-like protein 4 (gene Neurl4). The record is from RefSeq and is a predicted model, not a curated record. The transcript has 31 exons. Gene Ontology annotation, molecular function: ubiquitin protein ligase activity. The coding region runs from base 324 to 5117 and encodes 1597 amino acids. NCBI's taxonomy places the organism in Eukaryota, Metazoa, Arthropoda, Insecta, Lepidoptera, Pieridae.